AUGAUCAAGUUUGGAGUAUUACUGGGACUGCUUUUAAUAGGCGUUUGUUCUGGUGAAUUUUGUUUCAAUGAUGUUGAAGCCGCUUGCAGUCCUCGUCCACUCUCUGACGGUACAAUGCUAAAUUGUAAUGCGAAAUAUGGUGCAAUUGACCAAUUAAUGGUUGACUUGCAAAGCUAUGCCAAUGCAAACAUUGAAACGAGCUUUGAGUACUUACUCAUGUCAACGCACUUUGGUAAUUAUGAAACAAACCGUGAAGGAUUCAAAGGCCUUUACCGCAAAAUGUCUGACAGAGCAUGGGAAAAUGCUAUAGACAUUAUUAAAUUCAUCACCAAGCGCGGUGGAAAAAUGGACUUUAAUCAGCUUCCGAGAUACAAGCGAACUGGCAAGGAACAACGUGUCGUUGAGCUUUCUGAAAUAAGCAGCUUGGCCAAAGCUCUGGAUACCGAGAAACAGAUGGCUGAUGAGGCUAUCCGCGUUCACGGACAAGCUCUACACCAUUCCAAACUUGAUUCUUCAGUGGCUCAUUACAUGGAAGAACAGUUCAUGGAACCACAAGCUGAAACUGUAAGAACUCUAGCAGGACAUACUAAUGAUAUGAAGCGUCUUCUCGCUGAUAAUGACGCUUCGUUAUCAAUAUUCAUGUUCGAUGAGUACUUGAAAAAAACUUUGUAAUUUAAUUAUUACUAUUUCUAAAAAUUACCUUCAAAGUUAUUUAUGA
Molecule: messenger RNA, 718 nt
Organism: Cotesia congregata
Lineage: Eukaryota; Metazoa; Arthropoda; Insecta; Hymenoptera; Braconidae
Source: the annotation of a GenBank genome assembly